Syngnathus typhle (broad-nosed pipefish) is the source of this 1549-nucleotide messenger RNA. RefSeq lists its product as uncharacterized. Bases 1 to 1002 code for a protein of 333 amino acids. The transcript has 2 exons. Lineage: Eukaryota; Metazoa; Chordata; Actinopteri; Syngnathiformes; Syngnathidae. The record is from RefSeq and is a predicted model, not a curated record.
AUGGACAGCGCUAUAUCAACGCCGCCAGCGCAGACCCGAGUGUCCGUCUGUCCCAUGAUAUUGUUUCGCCCUCCGGUCCACGACAAACCGACGUCCGUGAAGAAUCGAAGAUACAGCAGAACAGCUUGUUUUUCCCAGCCUGAUCGCCGAUCCAGCGCCGGCUUCAGCUUCGCCCACCUUACCCGCGAUAGCGGGCGGGGGGCCCGCAAUAAAGUCUCUAUCGCUACGCACUUGGCUGUACUCUCCAUUCCCUUACAGUACAGACGGACCAGGCUAUGCAGCCAGCAAACGAAGAGACGGCAUCCGCCCGGCUGGAGCAAGCCGAGACCGCCAUUAGCAGCCUAUCCGCCGACAUCCGGAGUCAGAUCGAGGUGGGCCAACGGCAACAGCAACAGCAGCAGGAGAUGGCCCAAGCCCUCCAGAGUUUGUCGGUGGCUGCGCCCCCAGCUGUCACGUGCCCCCGAGAGGGGGGCCCCGGCUUGUGACACGGUCGACGCAUUCGCGGAGGAAUUGCUCUGCUUGUUCGACCUGGGCUCUGCCGCCGAAGACGCCGCCGAGGAACUGGCGACGCUGCGUCAAGGUAGCCGAUCGGUCGCAGAUAACGCCCUCAAGUUCCAGACCCUGGCCGGCAGCAGCGGGUGGAACGAGCCGGCGCUCGUCAGCACGUUCCUCAACGGUCUCGCGGAGUACAUGAAGGACGAGCUAGUUUCCCGCGAUCGUCCGCGAACCCUGAAGGACGCGAUGAACUUGGCGGCCCGAGUAGACCGGCGGAUACGAACGCGGCGGCGCGAUCGGGAGCGGAGGCCCAUGGAUCUGGGAGGGGGGUCAUCGAGUGACAGGGUGCCCGUCAGGAGGCCGGGCUCACGCGGCGUCGGGGAUCCACGUGAGCUCGACCAGCACAGGCUCUCCCAGUCCCAGUACGCUCACGUUACAGGCACGUGUCCAGCUCGCGGCGGGCGACCGGAACGUGGCUGCCCUGGUGGAUUCCGGGGCGGAGGGUAACCUCAUGGACAGUUGCCUGGCACGCCAGUGGGGGGAUCAACUUCCUGCCUCUGAGCCCGCCCAUUCCCGCACGCGCCAUCGAUGGCCGUCUGAUCGGCGAGGUGGCCUUCGUGACAGAGCCAGUCAAGGUACUGCUCUCCGGCAAUCACCACGAGACCAUCCAAUUUUUUUUUCUUCCCCCCCCAGGACAGCAGCUCAUCCUGGGGCACCCUUGGCUGCGGCAGCACAACCCGGUACUGGACUGGGAGGUGGGGGUGGUUCGGCAGUGGAGCGAACGCUGCCAUCGGACGUACCUGAGGGCGGCCACCAGCCCGCUCGGUGGAGCCCCGCCCAGCACCUUCCCCCCCAAGGGACGCGUCUACUCCCUGUCCGCUCCUGAGCGCCGGGCCAUAGAGGAAUACAUCCGGGAGUCCCUGGCGGCCGGCAUCAUACGGCCGUCCUCAUCACCUGCGGGAGCGGGGUUCUUCUUCGUGGAGAAGAAGGAGGGCACGCUCCGCCCGUGCAUCGACUACCGGGUAAUAAACGCCAUAACCGUUAAGAACCGAUA